Molecule: messenger RNA, 6521 nt
Organism: Myotis lucifugus (little brown bat)
Lineage: Eukaryota; Metazoa; Chordata; Mammalia; Chiroptera; Vespertilionidae
Gene: DOCK8
Product: dedicator of cytokinesis 8
Exons: 47
Coding region: 155-6253 (2032 amino acids)
Biological process (GO): positive regulation of establishment of T cell polarity; positive regulation of GTPase activity; small GTPase-mediated signal transduction
Cellular component (GO): cell leading edge
Molecular function (GO): guanyl-nucleotide exchange factor activity
Source: RefSeq, a predicted model, not a curated record
GUAUUCUUCAGCGGAAAUAAGGAAACAGUUUACUCUCCCACCAAACCUUGGCCAGUACCAUCGACAAAGCAUAAGCACCUCCGCUGGCUUCCCUUCUCUUCAACUACCUCAGUUUUAUGACCCAGUGGAGCCGGUGGACUUCGAAGGACUUCUGAUGACACACCUGAACAACCUGGAUGUGGAGCUGGCCCAGGAGCUGGGAGACUUCACGGAAGACAACUUGGAUGUGGUGUUCACGCCAAAGGAAUGUCGGACUUUGCAGCCCUCUUUGCCGGAGGAAGGGGUUGAACUGGACCCUCAUGUCAAGGACUGUGUUCAGACCUAUGUUCGGGAGUGGCUAAUUUUAAACCAAAAACACCAAGGAAAUUCGGAGAUUUGCCGUUUUAAAAAGAUUGGAUCCCGAAAAGAUUUUCACAAGACGCUUCAGAAACAGACGUUUGAGUCAGAAAUCUUGGAGUGCAGUGAACCCAGAGUUCAGGCAGGCCCCCGCCCCUUAAAGGUGCUGUGUGAUGUGUCUGGGAAAGGCCCCCUCACUGCUUUCGACUUCAACCUGCGCAGCCUGCAGCCGGACCAGCGGCUGGAAAACCUCCUGGAGCACGUGAGUGCCGAGGACUUUGAGAAGCAGAACGAGGAGGCCCGGAGGACCAACCGGCAGGCCGAGCUCUUUGCCCUCUACCCAUCGGUGGACGAGGAGGAUGCUGUGGAAAUACGUCCGGUGCCAGAAUGCCCUAAGGAACAUCUGGGCAACAGAAUAUGGGUCAAGUUGCUGACCCUAAAGUUUGAGAUAGAAAUUGAGCCUCUGUUUGCCAGCAUUGCUCUCUACGAUGUUAAAGAAAGGAAAAAGAUCUCAGAAAAUUUUCACUGUGACCUGAACUCUGACCAGUUCAAAGGAUUUCUCCGUGCCCACACGCCCUCUGUUGCCCCAUCGAGUCAGGCGAGAUCUGCGGUGUUCUCCGUCACCUAUCCAUCCUCAGACAUCUACCUAGUAGUCAAGAUUGAAAAAGUCCUUCAACAGGGAGAGAUUGGAGACUGUGCGGAACCCUACAUGGUUAUCAAAGAAAGUGAUGGUGGAAAGAGUAAAGACAAGAUUGAAAAACUGAAACUUCAAGCUGAAUCUUUCUGCCAGCGUUUGGGGAAAUACCGGAUGCCCUUUGCCUGGGCUCCUAUAAGCUUAGCAAGCUUCUUCAAUGUCUCCACCCUGGAGAGGGAAGUGACCGAUGCAGAGUCCGUGGUUGGAAGAAGCUCUGUGGGUGAGCGGAGAACCUUAUCCCAAUCUAGAAGGCUUUCGGAAAGAGCCCUCUCCUUGGAGGAAAAUGGGGUCGGAUCCAACUUCAAGACCACCAGCAUGACCAUUAACAGCUUCUUCAAGCAGGAGGGAGAUCGCCUUAGUGAUGAAGACUUAUUCAAGUUUUUAGCGGACUACAAAAGAUCUUCUUCCUUACAGAGAAGAGUCAAGUCCAUUCCAGGCUUGCUCAGACUGGAGAUUUCUCAGGCUCCAGAGAUAAUCAAUUGUUGUCUGACUCCUGAACUACUGCCAGUGAAACCCUUUUCUGAAAACCGGACACGUCCACACAAAGAGAUUUUGGAAUUUCCAAUCCGGGAAGUGUAUGUCCCUCAUACUGUGUACAGAAACCUUCUCUAUGUCUACCCACAGAGGCUGAACUUCACUAACAAGCUAACAUCUGCCCGGAACAUUACAAUCAAGAUCCAGUUCAUGUGUGGAGAGGAUCCGAGCAACGCUAUGCCGGUCAUCUUUGGAAAAUCCAGCGGGCCUGAAUUUCUGCAGGAAGUGUACACAGCUGUCACAUACCAUAAUAAGUCUCCAGACUUCUAUGAAGAAGUGAAAAUUAAGCUCCCUGCUAAGCUCACAGUAAAUCACCACCUCCUGUUCACCUUCUAUCAUAUCAGCUGUCAGCAGAAGCAAGGAGCCUCCAUAGAAAGUCUCCUGGGAUAUUCAUGGCUGCCAAUUCUCUUAAAUGAACGUCUUCAAACUGGAUCCUACUGUCUCCCAGUUGCCUUGGAAAAGCUGCCACCCAACUACUCCAUGCAUUCUGCAGAGAAAGUCCCUUUACAGAAUCCUCCUAUUAAGUGGGCUGAAGGACAUAAGGGAGUAUUUAAUAUUGAAGUGCAAGCUGUUUCCUCCGUUCACACCCAGGACAACCACCUGGAGAAGUUCUUCACUCUCUGCCACUCCUUGGAGAGCCAGGUGACCUUCCCCAUCCGCGUGCUGGACCAGAAGAUCAGUGAGACGACGCUGGAGCAUGAGCUGAAGCUCAGCAUCAUCUGGCUCAACUCCUCCCGCCUGGAGCCCCUCGUGCUCUUCCUGCACCUGGUGCUGGACAAGCUCUUCCAGCUGUCCGUGCAGCCCAUGGUCAUCGCCGGCCAGACAGCCAACUUCUCCCAGUUUGCCUUUGAGUCCGUGGUGGCCAUCGCCAACAGUCUGCACAACAGCAAGGACCUGAGCAAAGACCAGCACGGGAGGAACUGCCUGCUGGCCUCCUACGUGCACUACGUCUUCCGCCUGCCCGAGCUGCAGAAGGACCUGCCCAAGUCAGGCGGCCCCACUGCUCUCCCGGACCCUCGCUACCACACGUAUGGACGCACCUCUGCCGCUGCCGUGAGCUCGAAGCUGCUGCAGGCCCGGGUGAUGAGCAGCAGUAACCCGGACCUUACCGGGACACACUCUGCCGCUGACGAGGAAGUGAAGAACAUCAUGUCCUCAAAGAUUGCUGAUCGCAACUGCAACCGGAUGUCUUACUAUAGCUCUGGCAAUAAUGAUGUUCCGAGUGCAACUGGAGCCCCAAGGCCAACCAGCAAAAAGCAUUUCCAUGAGGAGCUUGCCCUGCAGAUGGUGGUCAGCACUGGAAUGGUGAGAGAAACAGUCUUCAAGUACGCCUGGUUCUUCUUCGAGCUCCUGGUGAAAAGCAUGGCUCAGUAUGUACACAACAUGGACAAACAGGACAAUUUUCGGAGGACUCGUUUUUCCGACCGUUUCAAAGAUGACAUAACUACCAUUGUUAAUGUGGUCACCUCGGAGAUUGCAGCCCUUUUAGUAAAGCCUCAGAAGGAAACCGAACAGGCGGAGAAGAUCAACAUCAGCCUGGCUUUCUUCUUGUAUGACCUUCUCUCACUUAUGGACCGUAGCUUUGUGUUUAACCUCAUCAAACACUAUUGCAACCAGCUGUCAGCCAAGCUGAACAACCUCGCGACGCUCAUCUCCAUGAGGCUAGAGUUCCUGAGGAUCCUCUGCAGCCAUGAACAUUACCUCAACCUCAACCUCUUCUUUAUGAGCGCAGACACUGCUCCAGCAUCUCCCUGCCCCUCCAUAUCUUCCCAGAACUCGAGCUCCUGCUCCAGUUUCCAGGACCAGAAGAUCGCCAACAUGUUCGACCUGACUCCUGAGUUCCGCCAGCAGCACUUCCUCACCGGCCUUCUCUUCACGGAACUGGCUGCUGCCCUGGAUGCGGAAGGGGAAGGGAUCAGCAAAGUGCAAAGGAAAGCUGUCAGCGCCAUUCACAGCCUGUUAAGUUCUCACGACCUUGACCCGCGCUGUGUCAAACCGGAAGUGAAGGUCAAAGUCGCUGCCCUUUACUUGCCUUUGGUUGGCAUCAUCUUGGAUGCUUUGCCGCAGCUCUACGACUUUACAGCUGCAGAUGCCCGUAGUGGAAAAAACCGCGCCAGUGGUUCGGAUGAAGAACAAGAUGGGACCAGUGGAAUUAACCAGAAUGUGGCCCUGGCCAUAGCUGGGAAUCACUUUAAUUUGAAGACAAAUGGACCCAUGCUGUCUUCCUUGCCCUACAAGCAGUACAACAUGCUGAAUGCCGACACAACCCGAAACCUCAUGAUCUGCUUCCUCUGGAUCAUGAAAAAUGCAGACCAGAGCCUCAUUAGGAAGUGGAUUGCUGACCUGCCCUCCAUGCAGCUCAGCAGGAUUUUAGAUCUCCUUUUCAUCUGUGUCUCGUGUUUUGAGUACAAGGGAAAGCCGAGUUCUGACAAAGUCAGUACCCAAGUCCUGCAGAAGUCGAGGGAUGUCAAGGCCAGGCUGGAAGAGGCUUUGCUCCGCGGAGAAGGGGCCAGAGGGGAGAUGAUGCGGCGCCGGGUCCCAGGGAAUGACCGAUUUUCAUGCCUAAAUGAAAAUUUGAGAUGGAAGAAGGAGCAGACAAAUUGGCGGCAAGCUAAUGAGAAGCUAGAUAAAACAAAGGCAGAGUUAGAUCAAGAAGCCUUGAUCAGUGGCAAUCUAGCGACAGAAGCAAAUUUAAUCAUCCUGGACAUGCAGGAAAACAUUAUCCAGGCAAGCUCGGCUCUGGACUGCAAAGACAGCCUGCUGGGAGGUGUUCUAAGGGUUCUGGUGAAUUCUCUGAGCUGUGAUCAGAGCACCACCUACCUGACUCACUGCUUUGCAACACUCCGUGCUCUCAUUGCCAAGUUCGGCGACUUGCUGUUUGAGGAGGAGGUGGAGCAGUGUGCGGACCUGUGUCAGCGAGUGCUGCAUCACUGCAGCAGCAGCAUGGACGUGACCCGGAGCCAAGCCUGUGCCACCCUCUACCUCCUCAUGAGAUUCAGUUUUGGAGCCAUCAGUAACUUUGCAAGAGUAAAGAUGCAGGUAACCAUGUCUCUGGCGUCUUUGGUGGGCAAAGCACAAGACUUUAACGAGGAGCACCUGAGAAAAUCCUUGAGGACAAUUUUGGCCUAUGCAGAAGAGGACAAAGCCAUGCAGACCACUCUUUUCCCCACGCAGGUUGAGGAACUUCUCUGCAAUCUGAAUAGCAUCCUAUAUGACACAGUGAAAAUGAGGGAAUUUCAGGAAGAUCCUGAGAUGCUUAUGGAUCUCAUGUACAGAAUUGCCAAGAGUUACCAGACGUCUCCCGACCUGCGGCUGACCUGGCUCCAGAACAUGGCAGAGAAACACUCCAAGAAGAAGUGCUACACGGAGGCCGCCAUGUGCCUGGUGCACGCGGCUGCCUUGGUGGCGGAAUAUCUGAGCAUGCUAGAGGACCACAGCUACCUGCCCGUGGGCAGUGUCAGCUUUCAGAAUAUUUCUUCCAAUGUGCUGGAGGAAUCUGCAGUCUCUGAAGAUACCCUGUCGCCUGAUGAGGAUGGCGUGUGCUCAGGUCGCUACUUCACCGAGAGUGGCCUGGUGGGCCUCCUGGAGCAGGCGGCCGAGCUGUUCAGCACGGGAGGAUUGUAUGAGACAGUGAAUGAGGUCUACAAACUGGUCAUCCCCAUCCUGGAAGCGCAUCGAGACUUCCGGAAGCUGACCUGCACUCAUGACAAGCUGCAGAAGGCCUUUGACAGCAUCAUUAGCAAGGGUCAUAAGAGAAUGUUUGGAACCUACUUCCGAGUUGGUUUCUAUGGAUCCAAAUUUGGGGAUUUGGAUGAGCAAGAAUUUGUUUACAAAGAACCUGCGAUUACCAAGCUUCCUGAGAUCUCUCAUAGACUAGAGGGAUUUUAUAGUCAAUGCUUUGGUGCAGAAUCUGUGGAAGUGAUAAAAGACUCUGCUCCUGUAGACAAAACCAAGCUGGAUCCUAACAAGGCCUACAUACAAAUCACUUUUGUGGAGCCUUACUUUGAUGAGUAUGAGAUGAAAGACAGGGUAACCUACUUUGAGAAGAAUUUCAAUCUGCGGAGGUUCAUGUACACCACCCCCUUCACCCUGGAGGGGCGGCCGCGGGGAGAGCUGCAUGAGCAGUACCGGCGGAAUACCGUGCUGACCACCAUGCACGCCUUCCCCUACAUCAAGACCCGCAUCAGCGUCAUCCAGAAGGAGGAGUUUGUUUUGACACCAAUCGAAGUUGCCAUUGAAGAUAUGAAGAAGAAGACCCUGCAGCUGGCAGUUGCCAUUCACCAAGAGCCCCCUGACGCCAAGAUGCUUCAGAUGGUGCUGCAGGGCUCCGUCGGAGCUACCGUGAAUCAGGGACCACUGGAAGUAGCCCAAGUGUUUUUGGCCGAAAUUCCAGCUGACCCAAAACUCUAUCGACAUCACAACAAGUUGAGAUUAUGCUUUAAGGAAUUCAUCAUGCGAUGUGGUGAGGCCGUGGAGAAAAACAAGCGUCUCAUCACAGCUGACCAGAGGGAAUAUCAGCAGGAACUCAAAAAGAACUACAACAAGCUGAAAGAGAACCUCAGGCCCAUGAUCGAGCGGAAAAUUCCAGAUCUCUACAAGCCGAUAUUCAGAGUUGAAAGUCAAAAGAGAGACUCCUUCCACAGAUCUAGUUUCAGGAAAUGUGAAACCCAGUUGUCACAAGGCAGCUAAGAAAAGCUGUCUACACCCAUGAAGACUGAGGCUCUGCGACCCCAGAGAAGGACUCACCGGUACUGAAACCACUGGACGUUGACCACGCAAGACAGACUCAUGCUCCCUGGCCAGACAGCACUCUAGAAGAUUUGGGGUCCAAGUGACCCCAUGGGGUAUUUUUUCCAUUUGGGAGGGGGGGUGAGGGUAGCCGAGGGUGGUUAAUCAGAAUGCCUGUGUAUUUAUUAAAGAAUCGUUUUCCACAGUAUUGAACAAAACAAGUCAUAAA